AUGGAAGAACCUGAAAACACUUAUUGUUCGGCCUGUCGAGGCGACAUCGCUUGCUGUAACUACUGCAAGACUUUUAUAUUCUGCCAAUCGUGCGGCCCAAAUACUGAGGACAGAAAGGCACGACACUGGACUUUUUGCGGACUAAUCCAGCAGCGAAGAGCUGAGUACCUGGCGCUGAGAGAUGAGGAACGGCGGCCCAUUCAGACACGCGGCGGCCUCUGUCUACUGCUCGCCGAAAAAAGGCAUGAAUUGGUCCACUUGAUGUUUAAGGCAGCCUAUCCAGAACAAUUGCCAAUGGAGACGAUAAAUGACAUGGUCGAGCUCUUCGACUACCAGCCAACUUCUGGUUGUUGGAACUUCACCGCUGCUAAGCUCGCGCUUCCAGCACUGUACAUAUGCCAAGGCCGAAACCGGUACGCUUUCGACUAUGCACUGAACUUCCUCAACUCCAGGGUUCUCACCGACCGGCAGGAGCGCGAUCUUGGGCCGUUCCCGUUCUUACAUGGCACGGGAGCCCAAAUAAGGUUCUCUUUCCUUGAAACCGUCGACGGACUUAUCCGUGCAGACGAGUCACGUCUAGGUUUCUUCCGCGUUCCGCUUGUCUCGUGCAAACUUCGAGUACUUUCGGAAAUCCGACAGCUUGAGAGAAACCCAAGAAGGUUUGCAGCAUUGCGCCAGUUAUCCCGCCCUCGUUAUCUUUGGGACAGCCACAACCACCCACGUCGUCAGCAGAUGAGCGAGACCGAAGUGAGGGCCAUUGUCCACCAAGUUCCCCUUGCCCAACGCAUUGCCGGCUUGAAGAAUGAGAUACGGACUUUGGCGCGGUUUCAGGAUUCGACUUGGAGGAACGUUUGGAGGCACUUGUGUCUCCCAACAGAUUGCGAUUGGCGUCAGCAAAACCCUGUAGAGAACAUGGACGAGGAGAUGCAAAAGGUCAUCUAUGCCAACCGCCACGCAUGGGCGGGCGUGCCUGAGGAAUGCGAAGGCAUGGUAAGCUUGUUGGACCUUUGGCGCUAG
Molecule: messenger RNA, 1017 nt
Organism: Metarhizium robertsii ARSEF 23
Lineage: Eukaryota; Fungi; Ascomycota; Sordariomycetes; Hypocreales; Clavicipitaceae
Exons: 1
Coding region: 1-1017 (338 amino acids)
Source: RefSeq, a predicted model, not a curated record